Molecule: messenger RNA, 1890 nt
Organism: Cordyceps militaris CM01
Lineage: Eukaryota; Fungi; Ascomycota; Sordariomycetes; Hypocreales; Cordycipitaceae
Product: eukaryotic translation initiation factor subunit eIF2B-gamma, putative
Exons: 4
Coding region: 1-1890 (629 amino acids)
Biological process (GO): biosynthetic process; cytoplasmic translational initiation
Cellular component (GO): guanyl-nucleotide exchange factor complex; eukaryotic translation initiation factor 2B complex
Molecular function (GO): guanyl-nucleotide exchange factor activity; translation initiation factor activity
Source: RefSeq, a predicted model, not a curated record
AUGCCGCACCAGGUCUCCAAUGCCUCUACCGGGCUGCAAGCUCUGAUCCUUUGUGGCCCGGGAUCAUCUUUCCCGACAUUCACAUCGAAUCCCGAUGAGAACCCAAAGGCACUUUUGCCGAUUGCCAAUCGGCCGAUGGUCUGGUACCCCAUCGACCUCUGCUAUCGUACUGGCGUUUCAAAAAUCACGCUGAUUUGCCCACCUUCCGCGGCCAAAGCUAUGAAGGCUGCCAUGGCUACAAACCCUCAUCUCACUGGUCUGCCGAUGCCCAGACCAGAGAUUAUUUGCCCACAAGAUCUCACACAGACCACGGGCACUGCGGAAAUCCUACGACUACCGGAAAUCGGCAACCUCAUCACCGGCGACUUCAUCGUGCUUCCCUGCGAUCUCGUUUGUGAAUUUGGCGCUGAACAGCUUUUGCAAGCCUGGAUGGUUAAGGCAGCCAGCGCCACUGAUCUCUUGGGCGGCGGGGACUUUUCUAAUGGAAGCCGAAGCCGGCAUAGCGGUGGUAUCGGCGUCUGGUAUGAGACGAAAAACAAUGUCACGGUCAAGGGCGAAGAGACAGACUUUGUCGCGACAACUGAGCUACCGCAGUCUGCUACCAUGCCCCCCAAAGGCUCCAUUUUGGCCAAUGUCUCCCGAGUAGUAGCCACCAUGCCCACUGAUGCGCUCAAGGAUCGGAUGGAAGAGCGCAAAGCACUCGCUCUCCGCCAUGGUCUGCUGAGGGCCAACCCCCGCAUUCGCAUGCUGACAACACAUCGCGAUGCGCACAUUUACAUCUUCCCCCGCUGGGUUCUAGACUUUAUUCAAGCAAACGACAGAUUUGAGAGCAUAGGCGAAGACGUUGUUGGCUGGUGGGCCAAGGCCAGUUGGCAAGAAGGCCUGGCAGAGAAGCUUCAGAUUAUGAAGUCCUGCAAGGGUGACACUGAAGAGGAUGCAGAGUCUAACCUUGACAGCGAUUCAGGCGUCACCGAUCAAACGUCUGCUGGCAUUUCUUCAACUGCUGGUGACGACUAUUCAAGGGUACACAGCGCUUCGGAAUCCGUACCCCCGAUGGUCGCCUACCUUCACUCGCACAAGACCCAGGAACCUGGUUCCAUUAUCCGCCGUGUCGAUACAGCGCAGCUUCUGCUCGCCAUUUCCUUGCAACUCGCAAAGUUGCCUUCGCUGGAGGAGGCAGGGCCCGAGGCCGCUUCUCCGUUCGCGCACCCCCGCAAGGUGGCAUACCCCGCAGGCGUGAAACCCCGGACGACCAUCACCAAGGCUGAUAGUCUUAUUGCCGAGAAUGUUACUGUCGAGGAGAAGACGUCAAUCAAGGAGUGCGUGAUUGGCGCCGGUUGUCAGAUUCAGGAGGGUGCGAAGCUCUCGCAAUGUCUGCUCAUGGACGGCGUCGUCGUUGGGAAAGGGUGCAAGCUCACCAAGUGUAUCCUGGGUAGACGAAGCAUUAUCGGCGAUGGUUCCGUCCUUACGGACUGUGAGGUUCAAGAAAACCUCCUCGUUGAAGCCAGAACCGAGGAUAAGGACAACAGACUUAUGAGCUCUGAAGGAUUAGAGGCUACGGAGGCAGAGAUGGAGGAAGUAUUGGGACCAUUAAAAGCAUACAUCGACUGGGACAAGGCGUGGAGCUAUUCACACAAAUUUCUGACGCCAUGCCACCAGUACCCUCUUACAUCCGCCGUUCCGGAGUCUUUUUACGGUGCCGUGACGUUGCUUUCGCGACCGGGCAACUUUAAAGCUGGCCACUUUAAAGCUGGCCACUUUAAAGCUGGCCACUUUAAACUUGGCCGCGAAGCAAUUACGACCAUGAACUCGAACGAGGGAUUCUACGGAGCCGAGUCAGCUGGACGCGAACUGAUUACUGCCGUUGGAUUUUACGGUAUCCCUUUGUAG